Messenger RNA from Astyanax mexicanus (Mexican tetra), 1788 nucleotides. RefSeq names its product HERV-H LTR-associating protein 1. The coding region runs from base 11 to 1546 and encodes 511 amino acids. NCBI's taxonomy places the organism in Eukaryota, Metazoa, Chordata, Actinopteri, Characiformes, Acestrorhamphidae. The transcript is spliced from 13 exons. The record is from RefSeq and is a predicted model, not a curated record.
UUUUGCAGUGAUGGCUUUCAAGUUCAAAAGUCAGUGGGUCAACUUGAGAAUCAGUGUUGCCAUAGUAACUCUGCUCCUCAUUUGCAUAACAGUACUAAGGUACAGCCAGGUGGAGCACAGAGAGAAGCGAAGUAUUCUAGCAUCAACAGAGAUUCCAGUAGAGUACAUUGACCCUGCUUCCAUAGACCUCGCUCCAUUAGUAAACACACUUAUCAAUGCUACACACACAGGUUCCCAGCAUCUCUUCUCUGUGCUGAGCGUGACGUCACACAGUUCUCUAGCACUGCACAAACUCACCCUGCUGGUCUACAACAUUUCUGAUUUCCAGGACAUUGAGAAGAAUGGUGUGUUCCCUAUGAGAUACUGCUACUGCGUGACAAACAAAACCAAUGACCUUACAGAUUUUACAGCAAUCCUGUUGGAUGUGAUGGGCAACUCAACCACCUAUUUACAGGAGCUUUUCAAAUCCAGCUCUAUUCUCUCAGUUAGCCAGAAGAACAGCUCAGACUGCAUCUACAUCUGCGUAAUGGCUGGGAAAACAGACAGAGAUCUGUCACAGCUGUGGGAUUCUGUUCCUCCUCUCUUCAACCACACCGUUAUAGAAGAAACACACAAAGAUCUGCAGCCUCUGCCCUCAGGUCCAGGAGAAACUUCAUCUCCUGCUCUCAGUACAGGUACUUUGCCUCCUGCUAUUUCUACAGCAACUCAACCCAUCAUGGCCGCCAUGACAUCAUCUACAUCUACUGGAGUUCCUCCUGUUUCUGAGCAUUCCAGUACACUCUGGCAAACUGAACAAUCGGUCGUUCACAUGACAACCAGUCCAUCACCUGUUCCCAUUACAACAGUGAUGAGUACCACUGAAAGCAAACCAGCAACUGUUUCUGCUAGCGUUAGCAUGACCACAUCACAGGCUGUACUCACAACCAAUCAGGUAACGACUUUGAUAACGACAAGACUCACUGCUGUACCAACAGUACCAACAGCUCUUCCCACAACAGCCAGAGGAACUACGGUCCCCGUGCCAGCGGAGCCAUCAACCACGCUAAUGUCCAGCGCUGUUACCAGGCAACCGUCACGCACCUUUGUUUCCAGGACAGCCACGCCCUCUUCCAUUCCUUCAACAGCAAUAACGACACCCACUACUCUCCCAGUGACUACCCAGCAACCUGCUGAUACCACUACAACCACUCCAGCUACCACCAAAGCCCCAGCAACAGAGAAACCAGGUUGCCCGUGGAGAUCUGAGCUUUUCUACAGAGGAAGUCAGAGAGAGGACGUUAACGAAGCUCUGCGUGAGGACCUGAGAGGAAGCAGCCCGACAGUCAGCGCUGUGAAGCUGCAGCCAUGUGUCUUUGAGCUCUGCAAGUUCUUCUCCCAGUGCCUCUGCAGAGGAUACAGCCACAGAACAUCACUGCAGAGUUAUUGUAUAGACAGCCAUUUCUGGUAUGAAAGGCACACAGUGGAGGUCUGCAGUCGUGUGAGAAGAGUGGCCUUCUCCAGAAAUCUGAAGCAGAAGUGUUUGGCAAGGAUGUGUGUGAAGAUGUGAGAAGAGUGAGACUCUUCUGCCAGACUGUUACACAGCUCCUGAUCAAAAACCUGAAAUAUAAAUGUUGUGUGUAUAAAAGAAAGCAAGAAUGAGAGAGAGAAAAAGAAUGAUACAAUAAAGAGAAAAAAAGAGAGAGAGAGAGAGAGAGAGAGAGAGAGAAUGUGUGUGUUUGUGCUGACUGUAUUACAUAUUAUUUUGUUCCACUUAAUCAGAAAUAAAUAAAAAAACACAGUCAAACACAU